ACCUAACCCCUUGUCAUCUCCUAAGAAAACCCCGUUGCACGCUCUGAAAGCCCUCUUCUCAUGAUCCGCCAUUAGCAAGAGGGCUUGUGGUGGAUUGAUCGCCAAUAUGCAGAUUUUCGUCAAAACCCUUACGGGGAAGACUAUAACCCUCGAGGUUGAGCCUUCGGAUACUAUUGAAAAUGUCAAGGCAAAGAUCCAAGACAAAGAAGGUAUCCCUCCUGACCAGCAGAGGUUGAUCUUCGCUGGAAAACAGCUUGAGGAUGGUCGCACUCUCUCUGACUACAACAUUCAGAAGGAGUCCACCCUUCAUUUGGUGCUGAGGUUGCGUGGUGGUGCUAAGAAGAGGAAGAAGAAGUCUUACACCACCCCCAAAAAGAACAAGCACAAGAGAAAGAAGGUCAAGCUCGCUGUGCUGAAGUACUACAAGGUUGACGAAAAUGGCAAGAUCCACCGUCUCCGUCGUGAGUGCCCAGCAGAUGAGUGCGGUGCUGGUGUCUUCAUGGCCAGCCACUUCGACAGACACUACUGUGGAAAGUGCUGUCUCACUUACUGCUUCAACAAACCCGAGGAUAAGUGAUGUGAUGGACUAGGCAAAUAAAGCGUUCACAACCCAC
Molecule: messenger RNA, 614 nt
Organism: Clupea harengus (Atlantic herring)
Lineage: Eukaryota; Metazoa; Chordata; Actinopteri; Clupeiformes; Clupeidae
Gene: rps27a
Product: ribosomal protein S27a
Biological process (GO): translation
Cellular component (GO): ribosome
Molecular function (GO): protein binding; structural constituent of ribosome
Source: RefSeq, a predicted model, not a curated record